Messenger RNA from Oreochromis niloticus (Nile tilapia), 1442 nucleotides. RefSeq names its product HAUS augmin-like complex, subunit 7 (gene haus7). Gene Ontology annotation, molecular function: microtubule minus-end binding. Lineage: Eukaryota; Metazoa; Chordata; Actinopteri; Cichliformes; Cichlidae. Gene Ontology annotation, cellular component: HAUS complex. Gene Ontology annotation, biological process: microtubule organizing center organization; spindle assembly. The coding region runs from base 156 to 1193 and encodes 345 amino acids. The record is from RefSeq and is a predicted model, not a curated record. The transcript is spliced from 9 exons.
UCAGGAAGAGCACCUCGUGUAAACAUCAGCCGACAUUCCUGAGUGGCUUUCCUCUGGUCCUCACGUCACGCCGAAGGAUAGCGGUAAUGCACACUGGCGCUGUUUGACAACCGCCAAUAAAACCCACGAAGAAGAACCCGAGGACGGUUUGGAUAAUGGCGGGUGUUCUGACAGAGAAACUCAUUGCUCGUCAUGUGUAUUCUUCAUUGGAGGCUGCGUCCUGUCCCUUGGUUGAAGGUCUGUACCUGCAGGAAGCAGACAGUAUGCUGCAGCUGCUGUGCUCCCCCUCACAGCACCGCACGGACAUACUAGCGUGGAUCUGCAGCAGUAUCAGCCCAAACUUCACCAGUUCAAAGGCGAUGUCAGUGAGAUCCAAGGAGCCUGAUGUUCUGACUAAAGAUAUGGCUGUUCUUGGGCAGGAACUUUUGCUAUGCAGAGCAUCUGAUGUGGACCUGAUUAGGGGUGAUGCAAGUCCUCGGCGGCAGCUUCAGUUUCUGGAGCAGCUUUUAACUUUGGUCCCAGGCGGCGUGAAGUCUGCCGGGCACGCAGCUGAUGGAGAGCUGCUGCUGAAGGAGUUCUUUGGUGCUGAGAGUCUGCCUCACCUCACACAGACACUCAGUCCUGCGUUUGACCCUUGGCCUACACCCAUCAAGGCUCUAUGGAAGAACACCAAGUCAUCUUAUAAGCCAAACAGAGAAGAAAAUAGAGAUAUUGUUGCCCUUCUACAGGUGACUCAAUCAGCACUGGAGCAGCUACAGUCAAAGUGUGUAUUCCUGAACAGUGAGGCCCAGAGUCCUCCCGCCUUCUCUCCAAGCUCACUGCGUGUAGCAGCGUCUGACCUCCAGCAACUGAUGGCCACCUUCAGCCAUGUUUAUGAGACAGACCUGAGAGUUUACUGCAGCAGAGACCCCCCCAGCUUCAGCUCAGAGACAGAAGUCUUCCAGAGGGUCCAACAGCUACUGCUGGCCUGCAACACGGACAGGAACAUAGUGACGUGUUCUGGUGUGUGCGUCCGUCAGGAGCUGGAAAUGCUGAAGGAAGUGUCAGAAGCUUCUGAGUCCGUGAGCGAGGAGGUGAAGCAGCUUCAAACGCAGCCUCGCUACUGGAGCCGAGCAGAGAAGCACACGUUACCUGAUCAACUGGAGAAGGUUAUUGGGCGAAUUGGAGGCUUUCUGUCUCAGCUUAGUUCAUAACGUCAUUCAGAGGGAUGCACUCAUCAGAUUCAGCGAGGAUGCUCUGGUGGUGUUAAGAUGGAGACAGCACAGCUUGGACGUGUUUCACAGAGGUGUGAGGGACAGACGUGUGUGGUCACUGCAGUCAGACACCCUGUUUAAUCUGAGCAUGACUGACAUGUUGUGUGAAACAAAGUGUUGGUGGGUCGAGAGUUUUUACAUCGUUUUUUUGGAGAAAUCAUUGAUGUCAUUAAACAUGUUGCUAUGCUU